Messenger RNA from Chanos chanos (milkfish), 2085 nucleotides. RefSeq names its product solute carrier organic anion transporter family member 3A1a (gene slco3a1a). Bases 1 to 2085 code for a protein of 694 amino acids. Gene Ontology annotation, biological process: transmembrane transport; sodium-independent organic anion transport; prostaglandin transport. Gene Ontology annotation, molecular function: protein binding. Gene Ontology annotation, cellular component: basolateral plasma membrane. Lineage: Eukaryota; Metazoa; Chordata; Actinopteri; Gonorynchiformes; Chanidae. The transcript is spliced from 10 exons. The record is from RefSeq and is a predicted model, not a curated record.
AUGCAGGUGAAGAAACAGAGGUGCUCAGACAGGAGCCCCGAGGACGUACAACGAGAUGAGCAGAAAAAGACUUCGUGUUUCUCAAAUAUCAAGAUUUUCUUGGUGUCGGAAUGCGCCCUCAUGUUGGCUCAGGGAACGGUUGGAGCAUACUUGGUGAGUGUCCUAACCACUCUGGAGAGGCGCUUUAACCUGCAGAGUGCCGACGUGGGUGUGAUCGCCAGCAGCUUUGAGAUCGGCAACCUCGCCCUCAUCCUAUUCGUCAGUUACUUUGGGGCCAAGGCGCACAGGCCACGGUUGAUUGGUUGUGGGGGUAUUGUCAUGGCACUGGGGGCCUUGCUUUCAGCACUGCCAGAAUUUCUCACCAACCAGUAUGAUUAUAAGGGUAUGUCGUGGAUGGAACUGGGACAGGAUGUGUGCCUCAAUGUCUCCAGCUCUGAAGUAUCCAGGAGGAAAUCUGAUGAACUGUGUGACAAUAGGGCCAACACCAAUAUGAUGUACCUACUGCUGAUUGGAGCCCAGGUUUUGCUGGGUAUUGGUGCCACACCAGUACAGCCACUCGGCGUAUCCUACAUAGAUGAUCAUGUGAAAAAGAAAGAUUCCUCACUCUACAUAGGCAUCCUUUUCUCCACACUGGUGUUUGGUCCUGCCUGUGGCUUCAUCCUGGGUUCCCUGUGCACUAACAUCUAUGUGGAUGCUUUAUUUAUUGACACCAGCAAGCUGGGCAUUACCUCUGAUGACCCACGUUGGAUUGGAGCUUGGUGGGGAGGUUUUCUCCUGUGCGGUGCCUUACUCUUCUUCUCAGCACUGCUUAUGUUCGGUUUUCCCCAGUCUUUAUCCGAAAGGCCUGAGGAGGGAGGGAUGGAGAGUGAGCAGGCCAUGCUUCCCUCACCUCCAGGAACACGACAGAGCAAUGGAGUCCUCCGCAACCACGAACCCAACGGCAGUGCGUCCUGUUGUCAGCAACUCCGAGUGAUUCCCAAGGUAACCAAGCACUUGCUGUCAAAUCCAGUUUUCACCUGUAUCAUCCUGGCUGCCUGUAUGGAGAUAGCGGUGGUGGCCGGCUUUGCUGCCUUCCUAGGCAAGUACCUGGAGCAGCAGUUCAAUCUAACUACCACUUCGGCCAAUCAGCUUCUCGGUAUGACUGCCAUUCCGUGUGCUUGUCUGGGCAUAUUUCUGGGUGGUCUUCUGGUGAAGAAGCUGAAUCUCUCGGCCCUGGGGGCUAUCCGGAUGGCCAUGCUGGUUAAUUUGAUCUCCACUGCCUGCUAUGUGUCCUUUCUCUUUCUCGGCUGUGACACUGGCCCUGUCGCCGGGGUGACCGUCCCCUACGGCAACGAGACCCUGCGAACUGGGGCGGUGCCAGGAGCUUCUUGCAUCAGUAACUGUCACUGCUUCACCUCCUCUCUCAGUCCUGUAUGUGGUUCCAAUGGCGUCACCUACCUGUCCUCCUGCUUUGCUGGCUGCACCAAAACCAAUAUGACAGGGUGUGCGUGUUUCAGCACUGAUGGUGACUUUGGCACGGCUGUGACAGGGAAGUGUCCACGCCCGGGAUGCCAGGAGGCCUUCCUCAUCUUCCUAUGUGUCAUCUGUGCUUGCAGCAUGAUUGGAGCUAUGGCCCAGACUCCCUCUGUAAUCAUCCUUAUCAGGACUGUUAGUCCUGAGCUGAAAUCAUAUGCGCUUGGAGUUCUGUUUCUGCUGCUACGACUAUUAGGGUUCAUUCCCCCUCCCUUGAUCUUUGGUGCUGGGAUUGACUCGACAUGUCUUUUCUGGAGUACAGAGUGUGGAGACAAGGGUGCCUGCGUGCUGUACGACAAUGUUACUUACAGACACCUGUAUGUCGGCUUAGCAAUUGGCCUCAAGGUCAUCGCCUUCCUUCUCUACACGACCACGUGGCAGUGUUUGCGCAGGAACUAUAAGAAAUACAUCAAGAACAAUGAGGGCUACCUAACACCUUCUGAAAUAUUCUCUUCCAACAUGACCUUAGACAACCUGGGCAAGGACAUGAGCCAGAACCCAGUUAACAGGACAAAAUUUAUAUACAACCUGGAGGACCAUGAGUGGUGUGAGAACAUGGAAUCCGUUUUAUAG